Messenger RNA from Branchiostoma belcheri (Belcher's lancelet), 3227 nucleotides. RefSeq names its product tripartite motif-containing protein 3-like. The record is from RefSeq and is a predicted model, not a curated record. NCBI's taxonomy places the organism in Eukaryota, Metazoa, Chordata, Leptocardii, Amphioxiformes, Branchiostomatidae. Gene Ontology annotation, cellular component: nucleoplasm; chromatin. Gene Ontology annotation, molecular function: zinc ion binding; protein binding; ubiquitin-protein transferase activity. The coding region runs from base 80 to 2212 and encodes 710 amino acids. The transcript has 2 exons. Gene Ontology annotation, biological process: positive regulation of DNA-templated transcription.
CUAACUUUCGCGGGCUUUUUUGUUGACAGCUCGGGAGUCGUCUGCAGCCUGAGGGAAGACGAAGUUCUCGUGAUUCGAGAUGGCUGCAGCAAACUUGUUAGAGGAGUUUGACAAUAAGCUCCUUACUUGCUCCAUCUGCAAGGGAGUCUAUGACAACCCUCGUACCCUGCCCUGUCAUCACACCUUCUGUGCCAACUGUCUGGAGCUGUGGAGGAAGGGACAGAGACGGUUCACUUGCCCUACCUGUCGUCAGCAGGUGAAGCUACGGGGACCUGAUGUCAGCAGUUUUCCCUCCAGUUUCUACAUCAACAACUUGCUGGACUUCAGGGCCGUACAUAACUCCAGUAUUAAGAGACCCCGUGCCUCCUGUGGAAUGUGCGAGUCGUAUGCCAGUAUAGAGGGGACAUGUGGGGACUGCAAACUUCUCUUAUGUGGAAACUGUCUUACCGGACAUGGAAACUGUCCAGCCCUGAAGGACCAUUACAUUAUUGCUUGGAAUGAGCUGAAUGACCCCAGCAGCAUGUUAAGGGUCAACCAGACCCAGUACUGCCCUCAACACACAGACCAACGCAGGACCUUUUACUGCCAACCCUGCGCCAAACUGAUGUGCCAAGACUGCGUCACUGCUGACCACCAGCCAGGACCGAACCACGAUCCACAGGAGGUUGGUUUGGUGGCACAGAAGUACGUUGAUGAACUACAGACCUUAGUUGGGAAGAGCCAGGAUUCAGCUGAUGCAUUGAAGAAGACUAAAGCAGUUGUUGGCAACGAGCUCACAAUCAUCUCGACAAACUGUCAAAUCGUAAAAAAAGAAAUCCAGGAACAUUUUUCAGAGCUCAGAGCCAAGCUAGAUAAGGAAGAGCAGGAAGUUACAGAGAAACUUGUCAAGAUGGAAGAGACACAGAAGGAGCCUCUCGUGAAGGAAGAGAAAGAGUUGGAAGAGAGGUUACAAUCAACUGAAGAAGACCGUAAAUUCUGUACAGAUUUUCUCUCUAGAGGUAACGAUGUAGAAAUCAUCACACUCCGGAAGCAGCUAGGAGACAGGCUAGAUGCUCUUUCUUCAAGUCAGAUUCAGCAUCAAAGUCUGAAAAAUCACAUAUCAUUUCUUCCUACAGUCAAUAUUAACUGUGAGCUGUCCCUGACUUGCAAGCCCCUAGUUAUCACUGAUCCCCCAGUAGCAAGUCUCCCAACUACAAUCAUCUUUAUACCCAAUGAAGGUCAAGCUUUGGAAACCAACCCACUUAUCACUGUCACCUCCCCUCAGGGGCAGCAUGCUCAGUUGGAUGCCUCUAGAACGAAUGAGGGGGCUUUUCAAGCAGUCUGGAGGCCGAAAACAGUGGGGAAGCAUGAGGUGGGGGUGACAAUGGGAGGAGGGGGGAGACUGUGUCCCACUCUGAGUGUACAUGUGGGUAGUAAUGACCCUGUACUGAACUUUGGACAGGAACGGUUUUAUAUGCCAUUAGAUAUAGCUGUCAGUGGGAACAGGCUCUAUGUGGCUGAUGAGUUAGUCAGAAAUAUUCAGGUGUUUGAUCUGAGUGGUAACUUCUGUCACUCUUUUGGGACGCCAUCAGCGCCUUGGUCACUUUCAGUUCAUACUGACGGCACCAUAGUAGUGAACACCGUAACAGAUGUUGUGAAAUAUUCCCAAUCAGGGGAAGAGCUGCACAAAUUUUCCACAAGGGAAUACUGCACACAUCCCGGAGGCCUGGCAGUACUGAAGGAUGGGAGGAUUGUUGUAACAGAUAGUGGCAAACAUUGUAUUUUCCUAUUUGAAGCCAAUGGAACCCUGGUAAAACAGUUAGGAGGGAAGGGGAGUGCAGAGGGGGAGUUUGAUACGCCAGCCUCUGUCUGUGUUGACAGAAAUGACAACAUCAUUGUGUCAGAUAUGAAAAACUUUCGGGUUCAGGUGUUUGACAAGGAUCUAAACUUCCAAUACCAAUUUGGUCAGGAGGGUCAGGAACCUCAGGACAUGUGUAGACCUAUGAGGGUUUCAGCUGACAGCAAAGGAAACAUAGUUCUGGUAAACUUUAAUCAUUGUGAUAGACAGGGGAUUCAAGUGUACCGCUCAGAUGGCACCUGGGUGGCUACCUUCAGUAGUGAUAUUACAUAUCACAUACGUCGAGAAUCUUGUGGGGUGGCUGUGACAGAGGACGGACAUGUCUUUGUAGCCAAUUCUCAGCCCCUUUGUAUCAAGAAGUACAGAUACUUGUGAUCGGAACUGCAUCCAUUCAAUUGUGCACACCUAGAAGCUUGCAUGUUGCUUCCUCUAACAUUUUUGGAAUUUUUUAGAAGUUUAGAUUGAUAGCCCUACCUUUAUACAUGUACCUUGGUUUAUCAUACAUACCAUUUGUGUAGGGAAUAUUAACUUGCUCACUGUUGACAUCCCUAUGUAGUACAUAAGAAACUUUUGUGACUUAUGUUAAUUUUCUUUAUGUAUUAUAGGCAUAUUUAUUAGUAUUUUUUACCCACUUACUAACUUCCUUGCAAUGUGCUAGCCUUUUUACUACUUAUUACUUAGGGUCUGCUCUUCAAGCUGAAGUACAGUGUAGAAUAUCAGUUAUUCUUAGGAAGAGACUACAGUAUACACUUAUUUUAUUUCUAUUAAAACCUCACCAUUGCAGAUAAAGUGUGUCCCAAUGUGUUAGCCCAGCACAGGUUUUACAACAGGCAUACGUGCAUUUUUUUUCUGUGCUGAAAUGUUGGACCAAACUACAUUUGUUCAUGUUUACCUUUUUUACUACAUACCUGUAUUAUGUAUGCAUAAUGAGUGAGAUUUGGGAAGUCAGAUUUUGAAAGUAAGGUUUGGUGUGCGGAAAGCACUCAGUUUUGAGACUGGGGAACUUGCCUGCACAAAACUGAAUCUCGUAAGCUUUCAUGUCUUUUUUUAGUCCAGGAUGUAGCAGUUGGAACUGCAAAUCAAUGCAUUUGGUGGAAACAGUCUCUUGUUUCACAAUACAUUAUACAGCAUACCAGGUAGAUCUUCUCAGGAAUUAAUUAUAUAUAAUUUACAAUCCGUUUACUUGUGUGUUAUGUGUGUAUUUUUGUUGUAUUUAAGUCCAACAACACAAGCUAACCCGGGUGUGUACUGAAAUGCCCCCUAGAGACAAGGGAAGGUACCACAGCCUGUGGCUGCAAGGGUAUGAAUUUAGAAAGCAACUGACAAACGUGAUUGAGGAAGGAUUUUGUUUGCUGACAGCUAAGCCAUACUUGAUGACACGACAAUUUCA